Molecule: messenger RNA, 753 nt
Organism: Candida albicans SC5314
Lineage: Eukaryota; Fungi; Ascomycota; Pichiomycetes; Serinales; Debaryomycetaceae
Gene: PGA10
Product: Pga10p
Exons: 1
Coding region: 1-753 (250 amino acids)
Source: RefSeq, a predicted model, not a curated record
AUGAUGUCUUUUUCUUUAUUAUCAAUAGUUUCCAUUGCUUUAGCUGCUACCGUGAGUGCCACUUCAGACGGUACAAACGCAUAUACUGCUUACCCAAGUGUUGCUAAAACUGCAUCCAUAAACGGUUUCGCUGACAAAAUCUACGACCAAUUGCCAGAAUGUGCCAAAGAAUGUGUCAAGCAAAGUACUAGUAACACCCCAUGUCCAUACUGGGAUACUGGUUGUUUGUGUGUCAUGCCUCAAUUUGGUGGUGCUAUUGGUGACUGUGUUGCUAAAAACUGUAAGGGAAAAGAAGUUGAUUCUGUUGAAUCUUUGGCCACUUCCAUUUGUUCAUCUGCCGGUGUCGGGGAACCAUACUGGAUGAUCCCAUCAAGUGUUUCUGAUGCUUUGGCUAAGGCUGCAAAUGCUGCAUCUGCAACAACUUCAGUUGAAACAGCCACCAAAUCUGCGGCUGCUGAGCUUGCCACUACCUCCGACACCACUAUUGUUGCAUCUACUUCCCAUGAAAGCAAAGUAGCUGAAACAUCUGUUGCACAACAAACUGCUUCAACUGAGAAGUCCUCCGCAGCAGAAACUUCCAGAGCUAAAGAGACGUCAAAGGCUGAAGAAUCCUCUAAAGCUGAAGAAACUUCUGUUGCUCAAUCUUCUUCUUCUGCUAAUGUUGCUUCCGUGUCUGCUGAAACAGCCAACGCUGGUAACAUGCCAGUUAUUGCUAUUGGUGGUGUUAUUGCCGCAUUUGCUGCCUUAAUCUAA